AGAAAGAGAGGUGGCCCUAGGUCUUUUGGUCAGGGAUGGGGAGGAUGUAAGUUAGCCAUUGGUAGAAAUUGGGAAUGGGCUGGCCUGUUCUUCUGUGUGUCCUCCUCUGGCCCCUCAGGACGAGGAAGGAGAGGACUGUGCAUUUCUGGCAGGGAGAAUGCUCUGUGGGUCCAGUGCCACAGGGCCCGUGGGGUGCCAGAGAAGCAUCCGUGUCCAUCAGGGCAAGUAGGGCAGCCUUUGGUCUGACACAAAGCCAUAGGUUUAUUCUGGCCGCGUAGAUGGUGAGGAAUUGUCCAGAACGUCUGCCCAGAAAGCGCAGUUCCUAGGAGGCGGCCCGUUGUGCCUAGACACGCGACCGAAGCUGGCAUACAUCUGUGGGCAGGGCCUGGCCGGGCAACUCCACGGCGGGCAGAGUGCAGGCGCCAACUAGCGGUGGCUCCCGAAACUGCUCCCCGCCCGGAGGGCCCGGGCGACCGCAGGCUGGAGCCCCAAGCGUCCCCCGGUUCCCGCGCCCACACGCCCACACGCAGUGAGUACCCUCCGGAGGGCUGGAGCCACGCCGGAUCCUGUGCCAGGUGCCGAGACCCACAGGAACCUCAUUUUCAGGAUGUCCGUUUGUGAACCCACCGUAGGAUGAGGGAGAAAUCAGGCGGAGGGGCAAGUAAGGGCACGGGUGCAAACCGAAACCACUAGACCAAUCGAAUUUACAAACCUCUGAUACAGCGGGUCCUGGCCCUACAGCCGCUCCAGGGCCACACGGGUCGCCCCCCCCCCCCGGCCCUGGGCCGUACCUGGCCACAACUUGGUGGGCCUUUUGGCGGGAAGCUCCCAGAGGUCCGACGCACCAACGCCCCGGUACCUCGUUUUUUUCUGGUUCCGCCGCUACUGCCUCCCCGUAUGGGAGAGUGCAAGGGCCGUGGCCCCGGCGAUCUGCAACUCCGAGACGCAGGCUCUCUAAAUAGAUCCCGUAGGGUCCUUCGGUGUCCCCGCCUUAGAAAUGGCCCGAGGGGCUGACGUGAGGCGACGACAGGGUCAGGGACCAGCUCUCCAGGUGGUCGAGGUUGUGCCGGAGCCUCUCCGCCCUGCAGCGCACGCGGGUCUUGAAUUCGUUCCGCAACGACGAAAUGGCGCGCACUGGGCCGGGGUCAGAUCCCGGCUGCGAUCUGGCGGCCACUUUCGGAUUCUAUCCUUCUUCGCUUCCGAGGCUUGGAAUUUGUUGCACUGCACCUGUCAAGCGCCGAGAACAACGAAUACUCAGCCCAGUCUCCAGACGGCCGAGACUCGACCCGAGCACCAGCCGCCGCUUCACACCUCCCUCCACGGCCUUCCCCUGCGGCGGCGGCGGCGGCGGCGGCGGCAGCGGCGGCGGCAAGAUGGGCGAGAACAGCGGCGCGCUGAGCGCGCAGGCGGCCGUGGGGCCGGGCGGGCGCGCCCGGCCGGAGGUGCGCUCGAUGGUGGACGUGCUGGCGGACCACGCGGGCGAGCUCGUGCGCACCGACAGCCCCAACUUCCUCUGCUCCGUGCUGCCCUCGCACUGGCGCUGCAACAAGACGCUGCCCGUCGCGUUCAAGGUGGUGGCGCUGGGGGACGUGCCCGAUGGAACAGUGGUGACCGUGAUGGCUGGCAAUGAUGAGAAUUACUCUGCGGAGUUGCGUAAUGCCUCGGCGGUCAUGAAGAACCAGGUGGCCAGGUUCAACGACCUUCGCUUCGUGGGCCGCAGUGGGCGAGGGAAGAGUUUCACACUGACCAUCACCGUGUUCACCAACCCCACCCAAGUGGCCACCUACCACCGAGCCAUCAAGGUGACCGUGGAUGGACCCCGAGAACCCAGACGGCACCGGCAGAAGCUGGAGGACCAGACCAAGCCAUUCCCUGACCGCUUCGGGGACCUGGAACGGCUGCGCAUGCGAGUGACGCCGAGCACGCCCAGUCCCCGUGGCUCGAUCAGCACCACCAGCCACUAUAGCAGCCAGGCCCAGACCCCCAUCCAAGGCACCUCGGACUUGAACCCGUUCUCCGACCCCCGCCAGUUUGACCGCUCCUUCCCAGCGCUGCAGACGUUCACGGAGAGCCGUUUCCCCGACCCCAGGAUGCAUUACCCCGGGGCCAUGCCGGCCGCCUUCCCCUACAGCGCCACGCCCUCGGGCAGCCUCAGCGUGGCCAGCAUGCCCACCACCGGCCGCUUCCACCACACCUACCUCCCGCCGCCCUACCCGGGGGCCCCGCAGAACCAGAGCGGGCCUUUCCAGGCCAACCCGUCUCCCUACCACCUGUACUACGGCGCGUCCUCCGGCUCCUACCAGUUCUCCAUGGUGGCCGGCAGCAGCAGCAGCGGGGGCGAGCGCUCCCCGACCCGCAUGCUGGCCUCCUGCACCAGCAGCGCCUCUGUCGCCGCGGGCAACCUCAUGAACCCCAGCCUGGGCGGCCAGAGCGACAGCGUGGAGGCGGACGGCAGCCACAGCAACUCCCCUACCGCCCUGAGCACGCCGGGCCGCAUGGACGAGGCCGUGUGGCGGCCCUACUGACCCCCCCGGGGUCCAAGCAGAUGGCUCCCGGCGGAGGCAGGGAUCCCACGAAACUUCCGGACAAGUGGCUGGCCCGGCUCGAAGCUCCAGGCAGGAGUGGGACUUACCGCUCCAGGCCAGUCAUGGGCGCAGGGGCCACAAGGCCUGGGGCCUAGAGCUGGUGGGCGGCUCUGAGAGCAUCCAGUCCAGCCACGUCAUUGUACAGAUAGGUAGGGACCUCCCUCAGGACGCUGCCCCUAGCCCAGACCCUCAUCAUCUCAUCCCACGUUCCUGUGGGAAGGUUAUCCUCCUGCCGCGCCCCCGGAAUGACCUGGCUCUCCCCAGCCAUGCCCGGUGCUAUCACAGGGCCCAGGUCCCCUGGGGCAGAGACCAUCUCUGUUCCAGCGAGAGGUGGCUUUUGCCCACACGGCUUGGCCUCUGACCCACGGGGCCCUGGAAAGACCUCCCCACCCGCUGCCCUUCCUCAAAGACCCUGUACCCGUGGGCCCAGCCCUUCCUUAGCAUUUAUGCAAAUUGAAUCAGAACUGGAAGGUCUCUCCACCCCUGAAAGGGUUUCCCUUCAUUGUAUGGAUGGGGACAGGGUCCAUCCAAGGGCCCCUGGAAGUCACUGGCAGAGAUGGGAUGAGAACACCCUCAAGCCAGUCCCCCCCCUCCCCCGCCCCCACCCCCGCCAGCUCUGCUUCCCUAGAGUUCCUAACAGCCCAAAGCUCCCAUCCUGUCUCCGCUAUCUGCGGGUUCCAGGCCCCCCAGGAGACUAGCCAAUGGCAGCAGGUCCCUAAAACCAGGAAGAACACCUGCAGACAGGUCCUCUGUGCACUUUACCAGCCCAAGGCGUUUGCCCUCUGUUCUCUUGGUGGAGGGCCAAAGAUCCCCCUACCCUUGCCCCCAGGCUGGUCUCAGAAUUGCCAUUUGUGGAAAGAGCACGGGGCCCAGAGAGGUCCUAGCAGAAGGCACUGGUGAGAGGUCACAGGGUCAGAUUUCAGCUUCCCUGCCUCACCUUGGUCCAGGCAAGCUGUGCGCACUCCCCAACCCCAGGCUUGCGGGCCGGCCCCGUCAGAUCUUCUAGCCUCUAACAGGGUUCCAUCUUGAACCGGUCUGGGCUCCAAAAGCAGGCUUGGACAAAAACCAGUUUUUAAAGCUGAUUUUAGAAUAAGAAACAUCAAAUAUUUUCAAACCCCCGGUCUCUUAGAGGUAAAGCCUUGCAGUAGCGAACAGCAUCCUCUCUGCCUUCUGGGAGUGGCAUUGUCAGGCCCUCCGGCAUCCCACCAACUCCCACCCAAGGGCCCAUGUUGGUGGGGACCCAAGGGAACCCCAGGUGACACUAGAACUCACAUCUGCGGCUCUCAGAUACCCACCCAACAGGAAGUAGAGAGGUGGGGUGGCGGCAGAAGGGCCGGCCAGCACCUCAGCUCGGCACAGCCCCUGGCCUCAGGAAGGAAAGUAUUGCCCCUUUAGUUUGCAGACAGGAAAGCAGGACUUGCCCGGGGCUUCAGGCUACACAGAUACUGGAGUCGGAGUUUAGUUCCAAAAAGGCACAAGUGGGAAAGGACGAGAAACCCUGUCAGGGCUAGACAGCACGUAGCGUGUGGUUUUCAGUCAUUGUUGCAGCCACAUCCUCUGUGGCUAUGACAACCUUUCCUCCUCCAUUGUCGUCUCUGUGAGAGCUCUCUGCCAGCCACGCCACACACCCCUGCCCCCAACCUGAAACAGAGGGCAGCUGAUGUGCCCGGCUAUGCACUCUGGCGAGUUAGGAAGUCCUUCUGGUGAUCUUACACCCGACCCGCUGCAGUUUCUCUGGGCCUGUCCUCACUGGAAAAAAACAGUCUCCAUCUCAAGAUAGCUGCUGGGGUGUCCUGCUGACUCUCUGCACGCAGCGGGGGCGGGGGGGGGGUCCCCACCCCUUCUCAGGAAGCAGCUGCAAAUCCAUUGCCCUGGUCCCCUCACCCACUCCCCCCUCCUCGCUUCUUCUCUGUGGUUGCAGACUGGCCCCAGGCCUGCGUAGGAGGCACCCUGGGGUUCCCAGUGCCCAGCACUUUGUAGCCCCACUCCGGAUUACUAGCCCUUCCUGAGAGCCAAGCCCUGGUAGGGGCAGAGACAGGAAAUAAAUGCAUCCCUCCUCCCACAUGCCCGCGCCCCCUCCCACAAAUAAAAAUGAUGACAGUCAUGCUGAAUCUGGUUUUAAGGCCCAUAGUGGGUGCAGACAGCUCCGGCUGCUAGAAAUGGGUCCUUAUUUACAAGGCUGCUUUAAAGUUGUCCCUGGCGAACACACUGAUUUAGAAAGCACAAGGAAAUGGAGAAGUUUUGAUAACCAUAUUACUGUAAGCUUGGUGGUGGCGGGUACAGACCCUUGGUGACAUACUGUCAUGUCGAGGUGUUAACACCUGCCACAUGCACAUCUUCGGUAAAACCGUCUCAGAGCUGGGAAGGGGGUGGGGGGAGGGUGGAACCUGCUUUGCACUAUAAUUUGCUUAAUGUGUUUGUUUUCAAUGCACAACUUGCUGUAUGGUACACUGUUCAUUCUCUGUCUAUUUAACUGUAAAAUGGAAUUUUGACUGAUUUGUUACAAUAAUAUAACUCUGAGAUGUGUUGAAGGA
Mustela lutreola (European mink) is the source of this 5119-nucleotide messenger RNA. It is a transcript of the gene RUNX3, whose product is annotated as RUNX family transcription factor 3. Gene Ontology annotation, biological process: regulation of cell differentiation; regulation of transcription by RNA polymerase II; neuron differentiation. Gene Ontology annotation, cellular component: nucleus. Lineage: Eukaryota; Metazoa; Chordata; Mammalia; Carnivora; Mustelidae. Gene Ontology annotation, molecular function: RNA polymerase II cis-regulatory region sequence-specific DNA binding; DNA-binding transcription factor activity, RNA polymerase II-specific; ATP binding. Bases 1125 to 2525 code for a protein of 466 amino acids. The transcript is spliced from 6 exons. The record is from RefSeq and is a predicted model, not a curated record.